Molecule: messenger RNA, 690 nt
Organism: Parnassius apollo (apollo)
Lineage: Eukaryota; Metazoa; Arthropoda; Insecta; Lepidoptera; Papilionidae
Source: the annotation of a GenBank genome assembly
AUGCGGGAAGCUAUAUCUCCUAAUGAGCGUCUGACUGCAACUUUAAGAUUACUUGCCACCGUAAGAAAAUAUGAAGAUUUAAAGUAUUCUACCAUCAUAUCACCACAAGCAUUAGGGAGGAUAGUUCCAGAAACAUGUUAUGCAAUUCUGGAAGCAUUGAAGGAGUAUCAUAAGUUUCCACAAUCUAAAGAAGAUUGGAUUGAAAUUGCGAACGGUUUUGGAACGAGAUGGAACUUUCCACAUUGUGUAGGUGCUGUGGAUGGAAAACAUAUUGCUAUUAAACCACCUCCUGGCGCUGGUUCAUACUUUCGUAACUACAAAGGAUUCGAUAGUCAAGUUUUACUUGGGGUAGCCAAUUCAAAAUAUGAAUUAAUUUAUUUUUCUUUUGGGAUCAACGGACGAGUGUCAGAUGGUGGAGUUUUCCAAUACACUGAUUUUUAUCGAAAACUAAUGAACAAAUCUUUGAAUCUGCCUAAAGUAUCAAAUGUAAGUGGCUACAAUUUGCCCUACGUUUUAGUUGGAGAUCAAGCUUUUUCGCUAUCGCAGGAAUUCAUGACACCAUUUCAUCAAAAUGUACCAAAUGCGGAAAGACGCAUUUACAAUUACAGGCUUUCAAGAGCUAGACGUAUUAUAAUGAAGACGAAUAAUGGUAAACCGAUUCCAAAUAUUGGAAAGCAAUAUACACGUUGA